Aspergillus tubingensis is the source of this 1254-nucleotide messenger RNA. Its product is annotated as putative acetate kinase. The transcript has 5 exons. NCBI's taxonomy places the organism in Eukaryota, Fungi, Ascomycota, Eurotiomycetes, Eurotiales, Aspergillaceae. Gene Ontology annotation, molecular function: acetate kinase activity. The record is from RefSeq and is a predicted model, not a curated record. Gene Ontology annotation, biological process: phosphorylation; acetate metabolic process. Bases 1 to 1254 code for a protein of 417 amino acids.
AUGGCACGCAAAUCCGUCCUCUCCGUCAAUGCCGGAUCCUCUUCGGUCAAGCUUACCUUCUAUACCUACGAGAAGACCCCAAAGGUCAUUGCUGCCGCGCAGGUUUCCGGUAUCACUGCCCCACCAGCAAAGCUGAAAUAUACGAGUGGCGACAAGCAACACAAAGAGGAACUCAAGGAAAGCAUCAGUACUCCUCAAGAUGCCUUCAAAUUUCUGCUUCAGCGCUGCAUCUCUGAUCCCGAGCUUUCCGAAGUCGCCAGCACAGAUGAUCUAGCCUAUAUCUGCCACCGUGUGGUGCACGGUGGAGACUACGACAAGUCUGUUGUAAUCACCGACGAAACUUAUCAUCAUCUCGAGAAACUGGAAGACCUAGCUCCAUUGCACAAUUACUCGGCCCUGGAGAUUAUACGGCAUUGCAGGAAGGAAAUCCCAUCCGUCAGGAGCAUCACCUUCUUUGACUCGGCGUUCCAUCAGACUCUUCCUGAGCAUGUCAAGACCUACCCAAUCGACCAGAAGACAGCCAGGUCCAACGGGCUCCGGAAAUAUGGCUUCCACGGCAUCAGUUAUUCGUUCAUUCUGCGCUCUGUUGCCGAGUUUCUGAACAAACCUGCUGAUAAGACCAAUAUUAUCGCAAUGCAUAUCGGAAGCGGUGCUUCUAUCUGCGCCAUCAAGGAUGGUAAAUCAGUUGAUACCACGAUGGGACUCACACCGCUAGCCGGAUUACCAGGCGCUACACGAAGCGGAGACAUUGAUCCAUCCCUUGUGUUCCACUACACCAAUGAUGCAGGCAAACUCAGUCCUGCCAGCACUAAAGAAAUGCACAUCAGCACGGCCGAAGAAAUUCUCAACAAAAAGUCUGGCUGGAAAGCCUUGACCGGCACAACCGAUUUUGCCCAAAUCGCCGUCGAGAACCCACCGACACGGGAACAUAAACUGGCAUUCGACAUCCUCGUUGACCGCAUUGCGGGCUACCUGGGCAAUUACUUUGUAAAGCUAGACGGCCGUGUCGACGCCUUUGUCUUCGCAGGCGGAAUUGGCGAGAAGAGCGCGCUGCUUCGAAAAGCAGUUACGGAGAAGUGUCGCUGCCUGGGAUGUGCGGUUGAUUCGGGGAAGAAUGACAAGGGUGCAGGGGAUGGGGAGACGGUAGUGGAUAUUUCUCGGGGUGAGGACAAGGGUCCUAAAGUAUUGAUCUGUCAGACAGAUGAACAGUUCGAGAUGGCAUACGGAUGCGUCAAUCAGUAUGAGAGGCCGUAG